CUCCACUAAACCUUGUGUCUCACACCAAAUCAUGAUCAUGAAAACUUUCAGUUUGAAUUUCAAUCUAAUUUAUUUUCAUUAUCUUUUUCUCCUUGCCCUCUUCACCUUCUACUCUACAAUCGGUUCCACACAGAAGAUUCCAAUUCCAUCAGACCCAAUUGGAGAUAUUGUGUGUGAAGUGGUACAUUGUGGGCAAGGAGUAUGCAAGGUUUCUAAUGAGACAUUGCUUGGUUUUGAUUGCGAGUGUAAUCCUGGUUGGAAGAAGAUUCCGAUUGGUCCCUUUACCUAUCCCGCUUGUGUUAUUCCAAACUGCACGGUUAAUUUCCAAUGUGAUGGAUCUGCCUCACCGCCCCCACCACCUGCUCCUGUGGUUCCUCCACCAGUGUGA
Molecule: messenger RNA, 388 nt
Organism: Malus domestica (apple)
Lineage: Eukaryota; Viridiplantae; Streptophyta; Magnoliopsida; Rosales; Rosaceae
Source: RefSeq, a predicted model, not a curated record